Messenger RNA from Galleria mellonella (greater wax moth), 941 nucleotides. RefSeq names its product eukaryotic translation initiation factor 1A, X-chromosomal (gene eIF1A). Gene Ontology annotation, biological process: translational initiation. The transcript has a single exon. The record is from RefSeq and is a predicted model, not a curated record. Gene Ontology annotation, cellular component: cytoplasm. Gene Ontology annotation, molecular function: RNA binding; translation initiation factor activity. Lineage: Eukaryota; Metazoa; Arthropoda; Insecta; Lepidoptera; Pyralidae. The coding region runs from base 123 to 569 and encodes 148 amino acids.
UACUACAAAAUUAAAAAGUCUGCAAGCUGUCAAGGUAAACCAAACUAGUUGUCGUUGUUCAACAAAUUCAUGAGGUUUUCAUAGUCUAGUUGUAUAUGUUUGUACUCAAGAUUAUAUAAAAUAUGCCGAAAAACAAAGGAAAAGGUGGUAAAAACAGGAGGAGAGGUAAAAACGAAAAUGAAACAGAAAAACGUGAGUUAGUCUUCAAAGAAGAUGGCCAAGAGUACGCCCAAGUCACAAAGAUGCUCGGUAAUGGCCGCCUGGAGGCCAUGUGCUUUGAUGGCAUAAAACGUUUAUGUCAUAUUCGUGGAAAAUUAAGAAAAAAGGUUUGGAUUAAUCAAGGAGAUAUCAUAUUAAUCGGUUUACGAGAUUAUCAAGAUGCCAAAGCAGACGUCAUCUUGAAGUACACUCCUGACGAGGCAAGGAAUCUAAAAACUUAUGGAGAAUUUCCAGAGACAGUGCGCAUCAAUGAAACUGUUGUCUAUUCUGUGGAUGGUCUGGAUGAGGAUAUCGAAUUUGGAGACGAAGUCAGUUCAGAAGAUGAAGCAGAUGCAGUUGAUGCUAUAUAAAAAAAAUAUUAGUUCUAUUUAUAAUAAUAUUUACAGUAAGUCUAUGUAAAUUUAUUUUGAUGUUAUAAAAUAAACAUGACUUUGUGAAUUUGUAUAGUUCUGCAAAUUUUCAAACACCUUAUAAAUAAUGUACCUUAAUACUACUACUGUCAGUAUUUAUUGCUCGAAAUUUCAUUGUAAGUGUUAAUAAUACAUAUUCGGUUUCAAAAUUCAAAUAAUUACUGAGUUAUCAUUAAACCAUUCUUUACAUUAAUAAUUGGAAGGGAAAUUUUCUGUGGAACAUUCCUUGAAUUCAUUUUACACACUAUUAUUUAAAGUCACUCUUUAAAUUUUUAAGGAAUGUAUAUAAAUUAAAUAUAUAAUACCAACCUA